Messenger RNA from Candoia aspera, 2850 nucleotides. It is a transcript of the gene AGFG2, whose product is annotated as ArfGAP with FG repeats 2. The transcript has 12 exons. Bases 28 to 1359 code for a protein of 443 amino acids. Lineage: Eukaryota; Metazoa; Chordata; Lepidosauria; Squamata; Candoiidae. The record is from RefSeq and is a predicted model, not a curated record. Gene Ontology annotation, cellular component: cytoplasmic vesicle; membrane; cytoplasm. Gene Ontology annotation, biological process: acrosome assembly; intermediate filament organization; spermatid nucleus differentiation. Gene Ontology annotation, molecular function: GTPase activator activity.
GCCAGCGAGGGGCUCCGGGGUGCCCGGAUGGCGGGGGCGGCGGCGGGGGCGGCGAGCGGGUCCGGGCCGAGGAAGCCGGGCUCCCCGCGGGACUCGGAGUCCGAGGUGUGGUCCCGCCGGGUGCGGGAGCUGGUCAGCGCGGAGCCGGCCAGCCGCCUGUGCUUCGAGUGCGGCCAGCGCGGCGUCACCUACGUGGACAUCACCAUCGGCAGCUUCGUCUGCACCACCUGCUCGGGCGCGCUCCGUGGCCUGAACCCCCCCCACCGGGUGAAGUCCAUCUCCAUGACAACCUUCACGGAGGGCGAGGUGCAGUUUCUCCAGUCCCGUGGGAACGAGGCCUGUCGGAAGAUCUGGUUGGGUUCUUUUGACUCACGGUCAUCCCUGCUGCCGGAUUCUCAGGACCCUCAGAGAGUGAAGGAGUUUCUGCAGGAGAAAUAUGAGAAGAAAAGAUGGUAUGUGUCACCGGACCAAGCCAAAAGCUUAGCCUCCUCAAGUGUCCAGAGCUCCCCUGCGGAGGCCAAGACAUUGCUGGGGGAGUCAGCAGCCAAGGCCCCCCAGGCCUUGGAGAAAGCCCCACCACAGGCCGCUCAGCCAGCCAAAAAGUCCAGCACAGACCUCCUAGCGGACAUUGGGGGCGACCCCUUUGCGGCACCCCCGCCUGGGCCUGCCUUCCCUGCCUUCGGAGGCCAGGUGCCGGCCCGCACAGCCUUUCCUAGCUUCGAUGCCUUCGGAGGGAGCCCCACAGCAUCAGCUUUCGGGGACCCGUUAGCCCCCAGCCAGAGCCCUUUCCAGAGUCCGCCGGUCACUGCAGGUGGUGCCCAUGUGGGAGCCUUCCCCACCUCCCCUGCCAGCCAGCCCGGCGUGGGCAUUCCGAGCCUGGGCGGAGCCUUCCGCGUGGGAGGGAUCCCAAGCAGCAUCUUCGGGGCCUUCAGCCAGCCCCCCAUUCUGCCCCCCACCAGCCCUGCUGCGGCUUUCGGGGUUCCACCUUGCACCAACCCCUUUGCUACCCCAGCGGUCACCCAGCCCGCACUUCCGUCCACCAACCCCUUCCAGACCAACGGCCUGGCCCCAGGCACCUUCCUGGUUGGGUCUCCCGGCAGCUUCUCGGCCUCCCCGCUCUCCGGCGCUUUUGCCUCCCCGCUGCAGCAGGAGCCGCUGUUCUUCCCCACACAAGGAGUUGUGGGUCAACAGCACAACGGCGGGUCAUCCUUCGGUGGAUUUCCUGCAGCCAGAGACGGACCAAGGCCGCUUGGGCCCCCCACCGGCUAUUCCACCAAUCCUUUCAUGAACCCGAUGGCCGCCGCACCUUCGCCCCCCUUCGCCCUAGCAAAGCACCCUCCCACCAACCCUUUCUCCUAGCGCCGGCAUCCGGAGUCGGCGGAGACCCUUGACCUGCCCCAAGGGUGCACAACAGGGCCUCCGUCCCCAGGAACGGGGCCCCCGCCUUGGAAGAGACCGAAGGGACGUGCGGCGGGUCUUGUGGGCAGGUGGGGUGGCAGCAGAGGUUGAAGAAACCCUGUGGAGCAUCGGAGGGGUUCCCACUGCGGGGAGUGGGGAGGCCAGAGUCCGAUGCAGCCCCCCCAACCGCAGAGCCUGCUGAGAGGCCCUGGAAGCCAGUCUGCUCCAGCUCGGACCCCUUCGCCUCGCCUGUGCUUCCUCUUCCCCUGCCCCCAGUCUCCCAGCAUCACUUGCUGUUACUGCCCCUAGGCCACCAAGGGACGGGCAGUGCCCAGCCUGGUCUUGGUGUGUUCUGGUGCCACUUUUCCAUCGCCCCCCUUAGGUCCACCGGGCAGCGUCUGGCCACGAGGAGGUUAGCCGGGAGACAGUGCUAGAGACCCCUCGGCUGCCCGUCCCCUCGUUGCUCUCACAACUUCAUUGCACUAAAUGGGGGAGCAGGGGGGCCAGGGACAUGUCACCUAGUGAGUCUUGGUGGGAGGUGGCAUGUGCCCCAUCCGCUAGGACACCCUGCAGAAGCCAUAAAGAGAAGGAACCAGGAGUUGCACCCCCCCAACACCGUAGCACCGCGGGCUGCCCUCCCUCCCCAGUCUCCUCUUCGAAGGCAACACCAGGGGAGGGUCUCCUGGCCCACCUGGCUGAGCUGGUUGUGCACAAGAUGGUUUGGAGCCUUUUCUGUGCGUUGAGGUCCAAAUUUGGGAGCGUCCUCCUGCGUGGACGCACUCAUCUGCCGCCUGCUCCUGGCCAGAAGCCGUGGGGAACGGACCUGGGCUUCCUGUGGGGGGACCUCCCUCCCGGGAUCUGUUCCGAGGUGCCACUCCCCCCCCCCAUUUCCCUGUCCCCCACCAGACAAGAGCCAGGGCCGAGCUGCCCUCCAAAGUCUUCCACCCUGACCCCCUUGUCAAUCAGUGCCUGCUGAGUUAAGUGUUCAGAAACGACAUUUUGUGCUGCCCAGCUUUCAAAAGCGAGCCCCGUCACGUUUGUUCUUCGGGGCUUUCAGAAAAUCCGACUGGGCUGAAUUAACCUCUGCUUGACUGAGAGCAGAAACUCAGAACUGGAAGCAAAGGUGCUUGCUUAGCCUUAGGAACUGGGCGACCGAGCAGAAGCACCGCCGCUUUGGUAAACAGACGGUCCCGGUUUUGUGUCUCUAGUUGUGUGGUCGCUCUGGGCCUUGCAUGUCCUCGUUCGUUUGCAGCGUUCCAUCUUGGGGCUCUUUGGGAGGAACACUCUCCACCCGUCCGGGUUCCCCACGCUAGUUUUCGUAACCCUGAUCCUUUCCCCUGCUCCCUUGAAGAAGACUGGAGUUUAUAUUUUCAAGAAAAAUAUGGAUUACAUUUUUAAAGCUAUAUCUAUAUGCUCACAAAAUAUAUAACACACAAUGUGUUGCACUCAAAA